This is a messenger RNA of Racocetra persica, 159 nucleotides long. The record is from the annotation of a GenBank genome assembly. NCBI's taxonomy places the organism in Eukaryota, Fungi, Glomeromycota, Glomeromycetes, Diversisporales, Gigasporaceae.
UAAGGCAGGGAUAUCAUAUAGACUCUGAUAUGGACAUGAACAGGAUGGUUCAUUUUAUAUUGCCAAUAAUUGUGAUUUGUAAAGGGUUGAUAUUAUAUAACGAUGAUGAUAAAUUACAAUUUACACUGCAUAUCGAUAUAGAUUAUAAUUUACAAAAUU